GGGCGGUAUAGAUCGUGUAAAUUGCAAAAUUGGGGUACAUGUAGGUCGCUCCUCCUCCAAGGACAAUCAGACUGUAAGGGAUAGACCAGCAUGUCGGUGAUCAAGGAAGACGUCGAGAAAGCUGAGCAUGCGAUUCAGCGUGCGGGAUCGCCUACAGAUAUCGAGAAGGCAGACAUUCAACGAGAGGACUACGACCACUCCUCCGAACCAAUUGCCGCACACACCGCGCAACUCGACGACCCCCACCACGUCUUGAGUUUUGCACCCGAUGAUCCCGACAACCCCCGCAACUGGCCCACGUACAAACGUUACUACAUCGCCUCUUUCGCCUCACUCCUCAACGUCCUCGUGUGUCUUUGUGCGAGUGGAUAUUCGAGUGGAGGAAGCGAGAUGGGUGCGGAGUUGGGCAUGGGAAGUGAAGUUGUCACGGUUGGGUUGAGUUUGUAUGUGCUGGGGUUCGCGUUAGGGCCUAUGGUUUUGGCGCCGUUGAGUGAGUACUACGGCCGCAACCCCGUCUACAUCACGACAUGGACCCUCUUCACGAUCUUCCAAAUCCCCCUCGCCCUAGCCCAGAACACCCCCACCGUCCUCAUCUGCCGUUUCCUCCAAGGCACCUUCGGCUCGGCACCUCUCACCAACACAGGUGGUACCGUCUCUGACGUCUUUGCCCGUGAUGAGUGUGGGUAUGCGAUGGCGAUAUAUGGGUUGUCAAGUGCGGCAGGUCCACCAUUUGCAUUGGUGAUUAGCGGGUGGAUCGUGUUGCAGAUGGGUUGGAGAUGGUUGUUUUGGGUUUAUUUGAUUGUGUUUGGGGGGAUUGGGAUCAUCAUGGUCUUGACCCUGCCGGAGACAAGACAUGAUAUCAUCCUUGCUCGUCGGGCGAAGAAGUUGGGCGCGUAUCACCCCCACCAGGACCGGAAACUGAGGGAGUUGUUUGGGGUUACGUUGACCCGACCGGUGAGGUUUUUGUUUACGGAGCCGAUUACGUUCUUUUCGGCGAUUUAUAAUGGGUUUUUGUUUGGGGUUGUAUUUUUGUUUAAUGAGGCUUUGCCGAUUGUGUUUGCGGAUGGGCAUGGGUUUAAUGUGGGGGAGUGGGGGUUGACGUUCCUUGGGUUCGUAUUGGGGUCGUUGAUCGCAGCAUUGUGUUAUCCGAUUCAAGAACAGCACUAUCUUCGGAAAGUCAAGGAAGCAGGGGGCAAGUCUGUACCGGAAGAGCGAAUUUGGUCUUCGCUGCUCGGAACGUUCUUGCUGCCUAUCGGGUUAUUCUGGUUCGCCUGGACCAGUUACCCCUCCGUCCCCUGGAUCAUCCCCAUCUUCGCCGCAGGCUGUUUCGGCGCCGGCCUCUUCAUCAUCAUCCUCGGCAUCCUGAACUACGUCGUCGAUGCCUACCAAACCUACGCCGCCUCCGCCCUCGCCGGCGUCAUCCUCGUCCGCAACGUUGUCGGCGCUGGAUUCCCAUUGUUCGCGGCCCAGAUGUAUGAAGGUAUGGGACCGCGGUGGGCGACGAGUUUGUUGGGGUUUCUGAGUUUGGGGAUGUGUUGUAUUCCAUUUUUGUUUUAUUUUUGGGGGAGGGGGAUUAGGAAGGCUAGUCCGUGGGCGAGGGAGCAUUUUGAUGGGGUGGGGGAUGCAACGCAUUAGACGGCUGCCAUGAAGGCAGCUACAGAUGGAAUAGAUAGGGCGAAGGUGAAGCAGUGGAGUGUGCUGGUUCGGGGGCAGCGCUUGAGCUUGAGGAGGACGUCGACGUCGACAUCUUGCUCCGCUUGAACUGAAGCUCGGCUGCAGCUGCCGCGAGGAUGCAGACAAUAUCGAUACCAGAUCAGCAACCGAUAGAAGAGUUUCUUAGCC
Molecule: messenger RNA, 1842 nt
Organism: Saitoella complicata NRRL Y-17804
Lineage: Eukaryota; Fungi; Ascomycota; Saitoellomycetes; Saitoellales; Saitoellaceae
Product: polyamine transporter
Exons: 2
Coding region: 91-1635 (514 amino acids)
Biological process (GO): transmembrane transport
Molecular function (GO): transmembrane transporter activity
Source: RefSeq, a predicted model, not a curated record